Molecule: messenger RNA, 706 nt
Organism: Phyllotreta striolata
Lineage: Eukaryota; Metazoa; Arthropoda; Insecta; Coleoptera; Chrysomelidae
Source: the annotation of a GenBank genome assembly
AAAAAAUCGAUUCUAACCUCAACAACUGGCUUGGUUGUUAAUUUUGUAUACUGACGUGGAGAUUAAAAAAGGUCUGUUUAGGUAAUAUCCAGCAUCGGCCAAAAUGGAGGUAUCAAAUUUAUUCGACGAUGUCAAACGCAUGAACAAAAGACAGUUUAUCUUCCAAGUGUUGAGUUUCGGAAUGAUAGUCUCGUCAGCUCUGAUGAUAUGGAAGGGUUUGAUGGUAGUUACUGGCAGCGAGAGCCCGAUCGUAGUGGUUUUGUCGGGCAGUAUGGAGCCAGCAUUCCAUCGGGGCGAUUUACUGUUCCUUACUAAUUACCCCGAAGAACCCGUUAGAGUAGGAGAAAUUGUUGUGUUCAAAGUCGAAGGAAGAGACAUCCCGAUUGUACAUCGUGUUCUUAAACUACACGAAAAGAAAAACGGUACUGUUAAAUUCCUAACGAAAGGAGAUAAUAAUAGCGUGGACGAUAGAGGGCUCUACGCUCCAGGGCAGCUGUGGUUAACUAAAGACGAUGUGGUUGGUCGAGCUAGAGGAUUUUUACCAUACGUUGGCAUGGUUACCAUUUUAAUGAAUGAGUACCCGAAGUUUAAGUAUGCAGUGCUGGCUUGCUUAGGAAUUUAUGUAUUGGUACAUAGAGAAUGAGUGUCAAUUUUUUUUAUUUUCUAAAUAAUUUUUUGUUACUUAAUAAAUUUAUAAAACAAUCAA